AUGUUAGGAGUUUCAACGUUCAAUUACGAAACCCCUAAUAACCUUGUUUCUGAAUCUGAUCUAUCAGUUUCUGAUUAUUCUGAGGAACAACACAUAUCUGAUUUCCCAAUAAACCUUACGGUACCAGAAUCCGUUAACAAGAGAAUUGGAAACUCUCACUCGAAUAACAAUUCGGAGGAAUCAGAGUCUGCUGAGGAGGUGAAGGUACACUACAGAGGAGUACGACGAAGGCCAUCGGGCAAGUACGCAACCAAGAUUAGAGAUCCGAAGCGCAACGGUGCGAGAGUGUGGUUGGGGACGUUCGAUACCGGUGUUGAAGUGGCUAAGGCGUAUGAUAGAGCCGCAUUUCAAAUGCGUGGUUCAAAAGCGAUUCAGAAUUUUCCUCUGGAGGUUGAGGAAAGGAGGAGAUAA
Molecule: messenger RNA, 411 nt
Organism: Helianthus annuus (common sunflower)
Lineage: Eukaryota; Viridiplantae; Streptophyta; Magnoliopsida; Asterales; Asteraceae
Product: ethylene-responsive transcription factor 5-like
Exons: 1
Coding region: 1-411 (136 amino acids)
Biological process (GO): regulation of DNA-templated transcription; ethylene-activated signaling pathway
Molecular function (GO): DNA binding; DNA-binding transcription factor activity
Source: RefSeq, a predicted model, not a curated record